Molecule: messenger RNA, 3629 nt
Organism: Oryzias latipes (Japanese medaka)
Lineage: Eukaryota; Metazoa; Chordata; Actinopteri; Beloniformes; Adrianichthyidae
Gene: ppp2r5ca
Product: protein phosphatase 2, regulatory subunit B', gamma a
Biological process (GO): protein dephosphorylation; signal transduction
Cellular component (GO): nucleus; cytosol; protein phosphatase type 2A complex
Molecular function (GO): protein phosphatase activator activity
Source: RefSeq, a predicted model, not a curated record
GUCUCAGACUGAUCGAGAGAGUCUGUGGUCGCAGUUCCACCUCCGCUGGGGACUCACAGCUGAAGAUGCCUCACAAGAGCAAAAACGAGAAGGAGAAAUCGGUCAGAUCUGGAGGUAAAAAUGCAGAUGAUCAGGGCUCCGGUAAGAAAGUGCCUCCCCCAGCUCAGCUGAUGAGGGUGAAGCAGCCGGGGUCACACUCGGCUCUGAAGAGGGAAAAGAGGUUGAGCACCUCCACUUUCCCCCUCAGUGUUAACAGAGAGCUUCAGAAGCUGCCAUCCCUCAGAGAUGUGGCCCCUGCGGAACAAGAGAAGCUCUUCAUCCAGAAGCUGCGGCAGUGCUGCGUUCUCUUUGACUUCCUUUCCGACCCUUUGAGUGACCUGAAAUGGAAGGAAGUGAAGCGAGCGGCCCUGAGCGAAAUGGUUGAGUACAUCACCCACAACAGGAAUGUCAUCACAGAACCCAUCUACCCUGAGGUCGUGCACAUGUUUGCUGUGAACAUGUUCAGGACGUUGCCUCCUUCAUCCAACCCCACCGGAGCAGAGUUUGAUCCUGAGGAAGAUGAGCCAACGCUCGAAGCGGCCUGGCCCCACCUCCAGCUCGUCUAUGAAUUUUUUCUUAGGUUUUUAGAAGCGCCCGAUUUCCAGCCAAACAUAGCGAAGAAGUACAUCGAUCAGAAAUUUGUUAUGCAGCUUCUAGAACUAUUUGACAGCGAGGAUCCUCGAGAGAGGGACUUCCUGAAAACCACUCUCCAUAGGAUCUAUGGGAAGUUUCUGGGACUGAGAGCGUAUAUCAGAAAACAGAUCAAUAACAUUUUCUAUAGAUUUAUAUAUGAGACGGAGCACCAUAAUGGAAUAGCUGAACUACUAGAAAUACUUGGGAGUAUAAUCAACGGAUUUGCCUUACCACUAAAAGAGGAGCACAAGAUUUUCCUGUUAAAAGUUUUAUUGCCUCUGCACAAAGUCAAAUCACUCAGUGUCUACCACCCACAGCUGGCCUACUGCGUCGUGCAGUUUUUAGAAAAAGACAGUACUCUAACAGAACCGGUCGUGAUGGCUUUACUAAAGUACUGGCCAAAGACUCACAGUCCCAAGGAGGUGAUGUUUCUUAAUGAGCUGGAGGAGAUCCUGGACGUCAUCGAGCCCUCAGAGUUUGUGAAGGUGCAGGAGCCUCUCUUCAGACAGCUGGCAAAGUGUGUGUCCAGUCCACACUUCCAGGUGGCAGAACGAGCUUUGUAUUACUGGAACAACGAGUACAUCAUGAGCCUCAUCAGCGACAACGCAGCAAAGAUUCUGCCCAUAAUGUUUCCCGCUCUGUACCGCAACUCAAAGACGCACUGGAACAAGACCAUCCACGGCCUCAUCUACAACGCUCUGAAGCUUUUCAUGGAGAUGAAUCAGAAACUCUUUGAUGAUUGCACACAGCAGUUUAGGGCAGAAAAAAACAAAGAAAAAGCUAAAUCAAAGGAACGCGAAGAAGCUUGGAUGAAGAUCGAGAACCUCGCUAAAUCAAACCCACAGUUCUUUGUAUAUGUUGAUUCCUCUGACCUCAAUAGUCCUGUAGCAAUGGAGACGGAUGUCCCUUUGAUAGAAGAUGUUCAGAGGUUAAAAAAGACAGUUGAGGAGGGCGCAACUCAGCCGCAGCAUGAGCAGCGGAAAGAGCGGGCGAUGGUGCGGCGCAAGUCUGAGUUGCCUCAGGAUAUUUACACCACAAAAGCCUUGGAGUCCCACCGCAGAGCUGAAGAAAUGUUAAACACCCACGACGGGCUCUAGGUCCCCUCCACCAAAAAAAACUGCCCCUCUUAGGCUCUACGGCAAUAGGACAUCUUUGCCCUGUGCUUCAAAAUACCAGGCUGGGCUUUCCAUCCUUCUUCCCACCUCCAGUUGUCCUAGAAUUCUUAGUUCUUGUUCAUUCCUGCAGGAAACAUGUCUGAAGCUCCUUUUGAUUUUUCUGCAUUCUCAGGUUCUUUUUAGUCGGCGAUGAGUGUGUCUGUGUGUCUUUGCAACAUACUGUGUCAUUAUUUAUUCUAUUCCUCGAAUCUCCAUCGCUCCUGCUUUUCUCCUGCGAUCUGAGGGUCCAGACAGCACAACACUGGUUCUUUAGUCAUACCAGCAUGUUCUCAAACAAACUGAACGCAGGAACCUUAACAUAGGAACUGUUUGAUUCACCGUCUAUGGAUCGUUACUUGGUGUUGUCUGGGUUUCUAUCAAAGGGAACAUGAAAGACCCAGUUUUUGAAAAUGCUUGUUAGCCGUUUGCUUUAUUCUCUCAAUGCCAAGACCUGCUUUAUGAUUAGAUUUUUUCUUUCUUGGUGGCUCUUAAAAUGCACAUCUGCCUUUUUUUCUUUUUUCCCCCCAUCUUUUUGUCUUCACCUGAAGACCAAAUUGGGGGCCUGUCACUAGCCUUGCAAUGUCCAGGGAAAAUGGCGAGGAAAGGUCAAAGUGUCCCGUGGAAGCGUAGACUCUUUCCAUGUUUUGUUGUGCCAUACGCCGCUUCCUUAUGUUUGUUUUACAGCAAUAUCUGAAAAGCAGAGCAGUGGCAGUUCAAACAAUGGUACUUCCUAAACUUGGUGGUCUAAAAACAAAGCUCAUCAUUUAGUUUAACGUUUGCUCGGGACUGGGAGCAGCGCAGUGAGGUGUUCUGGGUAAUGAGCCAGGUUUAGACACAGCCACAGAUGAGACGGGAGAUCUCUGACCCGACACUGUGUUUAGUGAAGCUACAUCACUUCUGUUGCAUCUUCUCUUUGCUUUUUUGGUUACAUGGUUACAUUUGUAGUUACUGAACGGUUUAAAAUCUGAUCAAGGUGAGAUUUUAAACAGAAAACAAGUCGAACAACAUUCAGUUUUUCAAAAGGUUUUUCACUUUAACUAAAAAAUACAAAUACUUUUUCCACUAAGUACCAUUGUGUGAACCGAGGAAGUUUGCCAGAUUUCUUGAACUAUCACAUGUUGUAUUUCUUUGUCGUCAGUGGAAGUUAAAAGCAUGAAUGCCAUGUUUUGAUUUAUUUUCUUUCCUUUGUUUUUUUGCUUUUGUUUUUUUUCUUUUGGCCAUUUAAAACAACCAGUUUGAAACCACUGGGCAGAAAAUGGCUACAAAAAAAAUGCCAUAAUGCUGAAAAUAAAGACAUCGUGACUUGGCUUGUUAACUGUAUUAAUACUGUAUUUGCUUGAACGCAGAAAAAGAAAAAAAAGAGUAAAAAAAGGAUGUAAAUUUUAAAAAUCCCAUGUUAAACAUGUACCUUUUAUCCUGGAGGAAUGCCAUUCACCAAGCCGAUUCUUCUCGUCAAGAUCAUCGCAUUUAUAAAAACAGUCCUGCUUGCUAGGAGAGAGAAUAUAUUUUAAUUUUACGAGUCUGAGAUGUUAGAAGUUUCCUUUUAGAGUUGAGAAGUCAUUUAUGAUAAUAAGAGAUGAUUAAAAAAAUAAUUGGUGGCUUGUUCUUUGCAGGUCUUUUAAUUUUAACAAAUAAUUUCCACAACAUGUUAACUUAAAGUGUCCUUUUUGUAUGUGACCUGUAUUAUAUGGUUCAUUUAAUAUUGUACAUAUGAUUUAACUUGUUUCAUGUAGUGAUUAUAUAUCUAGUUUAAUUUUGUAAAAAGUGUUCCUCUGUACAGAAUAAACUUCAAUAGCAAGUUAA